AUGCACUCCUCGCUACCGCCGCCGCCACCUCCGCCGUCUGCAGCGACGCCGAUCAGAGUUGUGCCGGACAUCCCCGGGCGCGGCCGGGCGCUGGUCGCCGCCCGCGCCAUUAAACCCGGGGAGGUCCUCCUCACUGACUCACCCCUUCUCCUCUACCCUGCGCUCGACUCCGCCGAUGGGUCUUUCUCCUCUUCCUUCUGCGGCCACUGCUACCGCACGCUGGCCGCCGGCGUGCCGAGGUCACCACUGGCGUCUGUAGGGGCGUUACCCCUCUGCCCCGGCUGCUCCGGGCAGGUGCGCUUCUGCGGCGAGCCCUGCAGGGCGAUGGCCCUGCUGUCCUCCCACACGCCGUGGGCCUGUAGGGCGCUGUCCAUGAUCCGCUCAGCCGGCCGACUUCCGCCGCCGCUGGACGGCGCCGAGGGCCGCUCCCAGGUCGCCUUCCUGGUCGCCGCCUACAACCUAGCCGCCGCCUCCCCCGAGGACUUCCGCCGCUUGCUCUCCCUCCAGGGAGACGCCGGCGACCACGCCUCCCCAGAGCUCCCCCUCGCGCUUCACAGCUUGAUGGGCUCCAUCUCGCCGCCGCUGGAUCCGGCGGGGUUCUCCCCCGAGCUGACGGCGGCGCUGCUUUCCAAGGAUCGGAUGAACGCGUUUGGCCUGAUGGAGCCCGCCGGCGUCGGCAGUGGCGGAGAGGUGGAGAAGAGGGUUAGGGCCUACGGGAUCUAUCCCAACGCCUCCCUGUUCAACCACGACUGCCUCCCAAACGCCUGCAGAUUCGAUUACGUCGAUGGCGGAAGCGAUCGGAACACGGAGAUCAUCGUCCGGGCCAUCCAUGAAAUCCCCGAAGGGAGAGAGCUCUGCCUGAGCUACUUCCCCGUGAACUGGACCUUCAAGGAACGGCAGAAGAGGCUUCUGGAGGACUACGGCUUCUCCUGCGCCUGCGAUCGCUGUCUGGUAGAGAAGGGCUGGAAGGAACAGGACGAAGAGGAAGAGAAAGAGGACCACAAGGUGGCGUCAAUGGAGGACGAGGAGGCUGAGGAUGACGAAGACGAGGGGAUGGAGGGUGUCGUGGAGGAAGGAGACGGGGACUUCCCGCAUGCUUACUUCUUCGUGAGAUUCAUGUGCCAGAGGGAAAACUGCGGGGGGACCUUGGCGCCGCUGCCGCCCUCUCCGCAGGGCGUGACCUCCGGCGUCAUGGAGUGCAAUGCCUGCGGGGGCCUGCGGAAGGGAGAUGAUCCCUGCGACGACGGCGGCGGUGAAGACGAUGGAAUUGUGGUGGACGGGUGA
Molecule: messenger RNA, 1284 nt
Organism: Spirodela intermedia
Lineage: Eukaryota; Viridiplantae; Streptophyta; Magnoliopsida; Alismatales; Araceae
Source: the annotation of a GenBank genome assembly